Gadus chalcogrammus (walleye pollock) is the source of this 2221-nucleotide messenger RNA. RefSeq names its product zinc finger and BTB domain containing 7B (gene zbtb7b). Gene Ontology annotation, biological process: regulation of transcription by RNA polymerase II; positive regulation of gene expression. Gene Ontology annotation, molecular function: protein binding; RNA polymerase II cis-regulatory region sequence-specific DNA binding; DNA-binding transcription factor activity, RNA polymerase II-specific. NCBI's taxonomy places the organism in Eukaryota, Metazoa, Chordata, Actinopteri, Gadiformes, Gadidae. The transcript has 4 exons. The record is from RefSeq and is a predicted model, not a curated record. The coding region runs from base 468 to 2207 and encodes 579 amino acids.
GCCGCUUCCUGGUUCUCAGAAAGGAGGAGCUGGAAGUUGGAGUGGGCCAGCGAAGUCAAACAGGGGGGGUAAACAGUCUGUGAGCCGGCGGUCUGCAGGGAGGCGGUAGAGAGAGUGGGAUCAAAACGACCGACACAGCAGGGAAAGGGGUGUUUGGCUUGGGUAAAUCUCCUCGUGUCCGCUCGGGUUGUCGAGGUCUCUGAAAGGGGACCCGCGCGCGCGCGUCGACCCCCGGCCGCGAGCCGUUUGAGGGGGAGACUCAGGGUGUGACGGAAUAAUUCAGGAAGUAUUGGAGCCGGGCAGGUGGGAGGCGACGAGGAAAUACAGGUGACACACCGGCAUCCAGGUGUGUUAUCUCCCGACCUACCCUUGGUGACAAAGUGAAACGGGGGGAGGAAGAAGCUGGAAGCGGGAGGACAUCCUUUUUCACACCAACCUUUCCCUGUGUUUAUGGACUGCAGGUCGCCAUGUCUCCAGGAGAGGACGGUCUGAUCGGGAUCCCCUUCCCAGAGCACAGCAACGAGCUGCUCUCCCGCCUCAACGACCAGAGGAGGGCGGGGCUGCUAUGUGACCUCACGCUGACCUCCCGCGGGGAGCGCUACCCCACCCACCGCUCCGUCAUGGCGGCCGUCAGUCUCUACUUCCGCCGGCUGUUUGGCGCCGAGGAGGGGGGAGGGCAGGGCGGGGACGCAGGGGGUGGCGGCGGGGGAGGCUUCAGCGUGUGCCAGUUGGACUGCGUGGCGCCCGACGCCCUGGACGCCCUGCUGGAGUUCGCCUACACGGCCACGCUGACCAUCCGCAGCUCGGGCAUGAGGGACGUGCUGCGGGCCGCCCAGCUGCUGGGCAUCAAGUGUGUGGCCGACGCGUGCAGAGACAUCCUGGGGGAGAAGGAGGAGGAGGUGGUGGGGGAGGAGGGGGAGGAGGACGAGGACAGGGCCGACGAGGUGGAGAGGUACUUCAAAGCGGAGAAGGAGAGGAAGCUGUGGGAGCGAGAGAUGGAGAAGGUCUCCAGGAGGAAAACGGACAGAAAGAAGGUGAAGAAGAUCCGGCUGCAGAAUUACACCCUCAAACCCCAUCCUCCCACGCCCCCGGUCUCGUACUCCUCCCCGCUGCACGACAGCAUCCACUCGCUGCCCUCCAGUCGGCCUCACAGCCCGGAGCAGGAGGCCCCCGCCCCGAGGGCCAGGCAGAACGGGGACUACGCAGGCGUCCCAGAGCCCGAGAGGGCCACCGCGCUCAACGGCGGGCUGCACCGACCACAGGACCCCCACCAACACCAGCGCGCCGUAGCCUACCCCCCCACCGCGCCGCCUUCCAACGACAAGCUGUCGGAGAGCGAGGACCUCGGGGAGGACUCCGGCAUGCGGGAAAUGAUGACCCCUUCCCUGCCUGCGUCCAUGGAGGGAGGGGGGCUGCUGCCCGGGGCCGGAGGCGGGGGCAGGAAGAGGAAGUCCCAGACCCCGCAGCAGUGCCCCGUCUGUCAGAAGAUCAUCCACGGUGCUGGGAAGCUGCCCCGGCACAUGAGGACACACACCGGGGAGAAGCCCUUCCAGUGCUCGGCCUGCGGAGUCCGCUUCACCCGGAAUGAUAAAUUGAAGAUCCACAUGCGGAAGCACACAGGGGAGCGUCCUUACCCCUGCACCCACUGCCCCGCCCGCUUCCUGCACUCCUAUGACCUCAAGAACCACCUGUCCCUCCACAGCGGGGCCCGGCCCUUCGAGUGCCCGCUCUGCCACAAGGCCUUCGCCCGCGAGGACCACCUGCAGCGCCACCGCAAGGGCCACAGCUGUCUGGAGCAGCGGCCCCGCCGGCCCCGCCGCAUGCCCGGACACGCGGACCACCACCACGACGACGACGACAACGGCGACGUCGGCGGAGGAGAGGGAGGGGAGCGGGGGCCGUCCAGCCCCCUGGAGCCCCCGUCCCUGCAGGGCCACGCCUCGGUCUUCCACCCCCGCGGGCCGCUGCUCCCGGGCGGGGAGGCAGAGCAGGAAAGGUAUCUGGCCCUCCAUGCACUGGCCCAGGGGCCUCACCGGCUGCAGGGCUUCCCGGAGGAGCUGCUCCUGCUGCGGGGCCAGGAGCUGAGGCGGGAGGCAGUGGGGGUCUACCCCAGAGGGGUCCACUCUCCUGCUGCUCAGCAUGGAUGGGGGGAUGAGGACGAGGAUGAAGAGGAAAUGGUGGAAGAGGAUGAGGACGGAGAGGAAUAGGGUAUUUUGUCUGU